UGCAGGCAGAGCUGCGAAAAAGUCAUUUGCGCCAAUUUCCACACAAACAAACCAUUGAGUCUUCAAAAUCCUCGACAAAUACCACUGGCAGCUGUAGAGUUGCUCAAAUCAUAUCAAGUCAGCCUUAGACGACAGCAUCUUCACCAUGAGCAAGGGCAAGGUCUGCUUGGCCUACUCAGGCGGUCUGGACACCAGCUGCAUUCUGAAGUAUCUUCUGGAUCAAGACUAUGAAGUGAUCUGCUUCAUGGCCGAUGUUGGCCAGGAGGAGGACUUCGAGGCUGCAAAGGCCAAGGCGCUCAAGAUUGGUGCUACCAAGUGCUACAUUGAGGACAUCCGCCGUGAGUUCGUUGAGGAGCUCUGCUACCCAGCAAUUGCUUGCAACGCCAUUUACGAGAACGUCUACCUCCUCGGAACCUCCCUCGCACGUCCCGUGAUCGCUCGCGCUCAAGUCGCUGUCGCACAGAAGGAGGGCUGUUUCGCAGUUUCGCACGGCUGCACUGGCAAGGGCAACGACCAGGUCCGCUUCGAGCUCGCAUUCUACGCCCUUCAGCCUUCCAUCAAGGUGAUCGCACCUUGGAGGGACCCAGCUUUCUACGAGCGCUUCAAGGGCCGACAGGAUCUCCUUGACUAUGCCGCUGAGAAGGGCAUUCCAGUCACCAGCACCAAGAGCAAGCCAUGGAGUAUGGACGAGAACUUGGCACACUGCAGCUACGAGGCCGGCAUUUUGGAGGAUCCAAACACCGAAGCUCCAGCAGACAUGUGGAAGCUCACUGUGGACCCUACCAAGGCUCCAGACACCCCAGAAGACUUCACUCUGACCUUCGAGAAGGGUCUGCCCGUGAAGCUGGAGUACGAGGGGGGCAAGAAGACCGUCACCGACCCAGUCGAGCUCUUCCUCACAGCGAACGCCAUCGCACGCAAGCACGGUGUUGGUCGUAUCGACAUUGUCGAGAACCGAUUCAUCGGCCUCAAGUCCCGAGGAUGCUAUGAGACUCCAGGUCUCACCAUGCUCCGUGCCGCACACGUCGAUCUGGAAGGUCUCGUUAUGGACCGCGAAGUCCGCGCUCUCCGCGACCAAUUCGUCACUUUCCACUACGCAAAGAUCCUCUACAACGGCCUGUACUUCUCGCCAGAGCGCGAGUUCCUCGAGGACAGCAUCAAAUCAUCUCAGAAGCACGUCAACGGAAGCGUGCGAUGCCGCGCCUACAAGGGCAUGUUCAGCGCUGUCGGCCGCUGGUCUGAUACCGAGAAGCUGUACGAUGCCAGCGAGAGCUCCAUGGACGAGAUUGGUGACUUCGCGCCAUCCGAGACCACUGGCUUCAUCACCGUGAACGCCAUCCGCCUGAAGAAGUACGGAAACGCGAAGGAGACCGCUGGCGAGAGCCUCGUCAAGAAGAUCUAAAUGACCUGGUCCUUCUUGAUCAAUUUGGACACGUUUCUAGCUGGGAGUCUUGGAGUCUCCUACGCAAUUGUAGAGUAUAGAUUCGGACGCCUGUGACACGAUAAUGAAAAGCAAAUGUUUUGAUGAGCACGCGA
This is a messenger RNA of Cercospora beticola, 1536 nucleotides long. It is a transcript of the gene ARG1, whose product is annotated as argininosuccinate synthase. Gene Ontology annotation, molecular function: ATP binding; argininosuccinate synthase activity. Gene Ontology annotation, cellular component: cytoplasm. Gene Ontology annotation, biological process: urea cycle; L-arginine biosynthetic process. The record is from RefSeq and is a predicted model, not a curated record. NCBI's taxonomy places the organism in Eukaryota, Fungi, Ascomycota, Dothideomycetes, Mycosphaerellales, Mycosphaerellaceae.